CGCCUCCCUGUGCUACGUAGCACAACACACGGGCGGUGACGUUGUGCUCAUUUCCACAGCAGCUGCCCGGCUGUUGUACCCUGUCGGCCGAAAUAUAGACAUUUUUUUUUAAAAGAAAAUAGAUAAGCGUUCAUAAAAGAGCUAAACGAUCGGCGAAAGGGGACGCAGAGGGUUUUGAAAGCGGACCUGGUGCUCGGAUUGGGGCAAAUACGGGUGGGCUGCGCUCAGCAGCGUUAGCGGCCAGCCUGGCUUCUUUGUGUUGAGAUGGUUUGUUCGCCUUGAGUAAAAACAUCUUCCGCAAUGCAUGGGGCAGAUUAUUAGCCGCUUGACGCUUUCGGUUUGGCGGAGAAGAGGGAUCCGCCGUCGUCUUUUUGUGCCGCUGAAGGUGUAGGCGAAGGACAGCAUCUCGAAAAGAGGGAGUUUGAGGAGGAGAUGGGUAAUUGUCUGAAGUCUCCCACGUCGGAUGAUAUCUCCUUGCUGCAUGAAUCCCAGUCGGACAGGGCUAGUUUCGGUGACGGGACGGAUCCGGACCAGGAGCCGCCGCCGCCAUAUCAGGAGCAGGUCCAGGUGCCCGUGUACCACCCCACGCCAAGCCAGACCCGCCUGGCCACGCAGCUCACGGAGGAGGAGCAGGUGCGCAUUGCCCAGCGCAUCGGCCUCAUCCAGCACCUGCCGCGCGGCGUGUACGACGGGGGCCGGGAUGGUUCGGAGAAGAAGAUCAGAGAGUGCGUGAUCUGCAUGAUGGACUUUGUCUAUGGAGACCCCAUUCGGUUCCUGCCCUGCAUGCACAUCUACCACAUGGACUGCAUAGACGACUGGCUCAUGCGAUCCUUCACCUGUCCGUCCUGCAUGGAGCCUGUGGACGCCGCUCUGCUAUCCUCCUAUGAGACCAACUGAGUGACAGGGAAGCAGGCACCUAGGGGGGCCCCUCCUUCCUUCCCUCCCCCCUCAAAACCGCCUCCCUCUAACAGGCUGAUUCUCCACCCUCAGUCCCAAGGAUGUGGAGUCUGGCUCAGUUAAGCCAGUGGUGAAGAUGGCAUGAGGUGUUUUGUUUUUUUUUCUUUAAGUAUUAAAGGGUCACUGUCAUUUCGUGUCCCUGACUGGAGUUGUAUAGGCAGUCCCGGCCUUCCAUCGCUCGCUUGGGGCCUGCUGGCCAGGGGAGCCUGCAAGGGAGGAAGGAGAGGCCGUUGGCUGAGAUAUUUCCUGUGCUUUCAGUCUCAUGCCACACUGCUCCUCUAAAAAUAAUCCCUGUACUCUACACCGUAACCUACAAGUCAAACCCCAAUGUGGAAGACCACCCACUGAGGGUUUCCCGUGUCGGGGAGGACCACAGCGGACAGUUUGCAACCUUGGAGGGAGUCACAUGACAUAGACCUUGAUUCCCACUGCAUUUGCAGUUCCUAGGGUAAGGGAUGAACUACCACUACAAGAGGGAGCGGGGGGCUCACCCGUUUGCUGUUCUCAUCACUAUUUAAGGUGUGGGGGUGGGUGGAGAUGCAUUUCUGUAAGACUUUAUAAGGGCUUAUUGAACCAAGGGGGACUCCCACAAGAUAAAAAUGCACACGCGCACAAAUCACGCGUAGAAAGUUGCACUUCUCUCAGACAUAACUGAAACGUGAUACAUCUGUAUAAACACAUUGAAUUGCAAUAUAUAAAUAUAUAUAUUUACAUAUAACCUGGAAUAUUUUUUUAACCGUACUGAAGUUUUUGGCUCGUAGUGGUAAUCGCUCUAUCCGCAUGCUCUGUGUGAAUGAAACUACGUUACUCCGUUUCGUUUUAGGUUUCACACCGGAACAUCGGGGAGUUUUCGCACUUUUGAUCGCGGGAAAUCAAACGUAAAUCACCGAUUUUUAUCUUCGUUUUUGUGUUCAGGGACGGUUCGGAUGGAGAGCCUUCCCUCGCCUCGAUUCGAGCGUGUUGGACAGUCGUGUUGCAUCCAGGUUCCGGAACUGAGCAAAAAAGCCGCAAACAGUGGUAACAGAUAAGAAAUAUCUAAGGCUACCUUGUGAUAAUGUGAUGACCGAGGUGGGUACCUGGGCUGUGUCCCCCCAGAUGGCCGCCUUUAUGAAUCGACUUGCGUCCCGCCCAGCAUGUGCGCCUGUCCGCCAUUCCCUGUCCUCUUCGGUGGGCUGCUUCGGUUAACAAGGCGUAUAUGGUCCCCCGGCAUCAGCUGCAGCGCGCCUCCUUUCUUCUGAUGCUCCUAUUUAAAGCUAAUCGCCAUUGAUUUUCAUGUGCUGCGUCUUUAGUGCUUUGAAACACUGGAAAGAGCCCGGUCGCUACACAGCUAAUUUAGUACGCUCUGCUGGUGUAAUUAACAUCGCCGACGUUUCAAAUAAAAUUACUUGCGUGCUGUUUAUUAGUCAUAAACACGACACUUGGGCAUGAGGGCAAGCUGUGCAAUGCCUGUCGUUUUCUGCUGUGUGUGUGUGUGUGUGUGUGUGUGUGUGUGUGUGUGUGUGUGGUCGGUCUUCACUCCUGAACAAAAACUGAAUAAUAAAAAAUAAACCGAACGAGAGUCUAACAGCAUUAGACUUUUAUUAACAUUUUAUACGAAGAUGAUAAAUACGGAGUGCUGGUUUUAAAAUAAAAAUCCCCUUGUCCCACCACCAAGAUAAUACAUUAGCUGGAAAAAAAUUAUGUAUUCAACCGCUCCUGCACUCAAUACUAACUGCGUUGGCAGAGUUCCUGGAGCUGAAAAGUGUGAAUAUCAUUUUUAUUAUGCAAAAAAUUUAUGACUGUUGCAAAGAAUUUAAAGUACUUUCAUAAAUACAGUUCUCAGUGGUUAACUCCAAUUUUGUCUGGGCUUAAAAUUUUUCAAGACCAACAAUAUUCUUCCCAGAACAAGCUCCCUCCGUGUGUGAUAUACCAUCAGUGGCCAUUGCUAUAUGAGGGGAAUACAAAAAUAAAAGAUACUAAUGAACAUCUUCUCUGGACCCAAGUAAGUUUUAUUUUGAUGUUUUGAAAGUAAUGAACGUACUGUCAGUUGUGUUUUUGUUUUAAGUCUCUGAGGAAAUAGGUUUGUAUAUAACCCAAAAAAAAAACAACAAAAAAAGUUAGGCUGUGUAUUGUCGCACAUGAUCCAUUUCUCUGAUAUUGUGAGGUAUCAAUAGUACCAACACUGACAGAUGGCAUCAGGAAAUGGCGCAAGCUCUGCCAACACUGCGGUUUCCUUUCUGAAGCUGGAUUGCUCAUUUAGGUGUAUGUGUAUGCAUGUGUGUGACAUGUAAUUCUGGCAGCGGUAUGUGUGAGUCAGAAAAUGCUUGGACCCCUCCGCAGCUAUGGGGACUCACUGUUUCAGACUCAUCACCCAAGUAUCAGUGGUUCUGGGUUGAGACUCCAGUUUCCCUGGGAGCCAGUGAAGCAGGCAGCCUGUCAGUGGACGAUGGCUUGUGACGUCACCACGGACCCUGGGCCCCAGACUUGUACACCUGAGAAAAGUGAACAAUGGAGUCUUCCAAGGACUUACCCUACAGCCACUAGGGGGAUAAGGAAAUCAAAGAUGGGCAUGUGUUUGUACAUUAAACUCCUCUGUUUUCACAGGAAUUUACUGUUCGGUGGCUGUGCGUCCUCUCAGUUUGUACAUACUAAUGUUAGUAUGACAGUACGCGUGUUCCAUGGGCCAAUCCAAAACUUACAAACUACGCUGUAAAAUCCAGUGUGUGUAUCUUCAGUUUGUAGCUUGGUCUGCUGUUAUAAAGGUUCUGCCCCAAACCAGUGUCUGUGAUUGUAUUUGUGUUUGCGAUUGAGAAUAAAUUAUUUUUUAAAAUGUAA
Messenger RNA from Brienomyrus brachyistius, 3771 nucleotides. It is a transcript of the gene rnf11b, whose product is annotated as ring finger protein 11b. Bases 433 to 897 code for a protein of 154 amino acids. The transcript has 3 exons. Lineage: Eukaryota; Metazoa; Chordata; Actinopteri; Osteoglossiformes; Mormyridae. The record is from RefSeq and is a predicted model, not a curated record.